UGGAGGGGGGCUAAAAUUACCCCAAAUCUAUGAAGAUCCCAGAGAACCAUCCUAAAACAUAAGCAAGCACGAGAUAGACUAACUAUGAGCACAGAUGUGUUAAACUUCUUAUCGUUCCAGAGGGAGGAGCAGAGGACUCCAUAGCCAUGGCCAGGAGCAAUGUGGAUGACAAGCCCAUGAUUGCAGAAGAUAUCAGGUGUUUUAGGUCUAAGAAGCAGGCCUCCAAGCGCAUAAUCUCUCUCUCUGACCUUCUUCUGCCCUUCAUUCACCUGCUCCUUUUUCUCCCCAAGGCAGACUAUAGAAACUGAAAUUAUACUCUAAUUUCCCCCUCACCUUCUGUCUUGGAGCUGGCCAUUAAAAAAUCUUUUUGACCUACCCUGUCUGAUUGUAGAUCUGACUGUAGAUCAUAAGACCCCCAUUUCGGAAGGGGUCCUGCCCCACACCGAAGAGGAAUCUGAACAGACAGGCCUUGCUGGGUUUGCCCACUCAAUCUGUGAAUAUCAGAUCAAGCCCUUUUGUCCAAUCAUGUUCUACAGUUGCCCAUGUUUCAAUCAUGCUCAUCCAGCGAAGUUUCCAUAAAAGGCCCAGGAAGAUGGAGUAGGGAGAGCUUCUGGACACCUGGACUUGGGGAGGCUCACAGGAAGGGUCCCCCCCUUGGUUCCCCUUCAGGAAGUGGAGUAGGAAAAAAAACCCCUGCAUUCGUCAGUAACUCUAGGUCAACCACAACUUCAAGACAGUAAGCAGGUCAAUCGAAACAGGGGCAGUGAUUGCUAUAAAACCGACAGGUACUCUCAUUGAUACAACACAGGCAUACAGAGGAAGACAUAUCCACAGAGCUUCCUGCACGAAGCAAGCAACCUGAGCAAAAUGACAGUGAAGAUCCUGCGAGGCAUGGCUUUGCUCCAGUCCCUGCUGCUGUUGAUGCUGGGGCUCGCCUGUCUGAAGGAUGUGGCUGCUGGGAAAAACUUCAAAGCCUGGAACGCUGCCUUCCCAAAGCCCGACAGUUGCCCUCCUCUGGAGGGGGGCAACUUUGUGAAGCUUGACAUUCGCAUCGUCAAUGAAAACCACCGUGUUGCCAUGGGACGUAGCUUCCAGAACCGCUCCAGCUCCCCCUGGGAUUACACUUUCAACUGGGACCCCAACCGGUUCCCCUCAGAAAUUGCACAGGCCCGGUGUAGGAACUUGGGCUGCGUCAAUGCCCAGGGCAAGGAAGAUGUCUCGAUGAACUCUGUCCCCAUCCAGCAAGAGACGCUGGUCCUCCGGAGGAAGCGGGAGGGCUGCUCUAUCUUCUUCCAGCUGGAGAAAGUGAUGGUGACUGUCGGCUGCACCUGCGUUGCCCCCAUGGUCCACCGCCUGCGCUGAGAGCAGUGGAUCAACUCAGCCAGAGAAGCUAUGGGAACACCACUCCUUUCCCGGCGCUCUGCAACAAGUCCUGUCUGAGCCCCAGUUCCCUCCACUUCAUAGGACUCUUACUAACACCUACAUGGAAUUCGCAAAGCUCUGUACUAGGUAUAAUAUUAACCUUCCGGGGCGUUUCAGAAUGAUUAUGGGGUCCUAGAUGUUCCACUGUCCCAACCCCCUGGCAACAGAUGGAGGAGAAUUAAGGAGCCCUUGGCCCACUCCCUGUGUUACAUGAUGACCGCCUUCUGCCCAUGCGGCCAGCCUGGCCCAGUGCCCUUCCCUGGGGGCUCUGCUGGAGGUAUAUGGAAGUGCAGAAAAAAUAAUCACUAUUGUAUGUAUGUAUUGCAUUUUAUAUUUGAUUAUAUGUAAAAUGAG
Messenger RNA from Microcebus murinus (gray mouse lemur), 1776 nucleotides. The record is from RefSeq and is a predicted model, not a curated record. Lineage: Eukaryota; Metazoa; Chordata; Mammalia; Primates; Cheirogaleidae.